GCAAGGUUUAAACGUUAGGUCCUUUUGAAAUGUGCCCGCUCUUUCGUUUCAACGACCUUGAACGGCUUGACUAGAGGCGGUCAUUCCGUAUUUCAAUUGCCGUGGGUUGGUUGGAUUGCAUGAGUACCAAGUUUUUUCAUAUAUAAGUCAUGUUAUGCUACAUAAAAAAGCACGAAAUAAAUACCAAAACCAUUAAUUUAGCGUUCUCUGUUUUGUAGUGUACACGUUGGCUCUGUUGUUGCUUUGUAAUUUGAUCUUUGAUCCCAACAACUGUAGUAAAGCUCAACGAAAUGUCAAGUCACAGGUAAAUCCUAAGUAUUUGUAGUAUUUUCUUGGGUUAUUAUUGUCGCAAGGAAUAACCUUUUAAUAAUUAGUCAUUUCUGUUUUUAGUGCUUCAUGCUCAAGUGACAUUUCAGUCGACCUAACCGAUGCCUUUCGAAGUAUGAUACUGAACAAGCGUUUCGUGUUGUGGGAUGAUUUUGAAAGCGCCUUAAAAGAGUUCCAAAAAACUACUUAUACUCGUUACAUCCACACAGAAAGCAGAUUGCUGAAGGAUGUCAGGUUCAAAUACCUGUUUGUAUCAUUUAAUUGUACGUUUGGUCAUAAGAGGAAAUCGGAAGGUUUGAAAGUGAGGCAAAAAUCGUCUAAAUUCCGUAAUUGUCGAUCUAAAUUUCGUGUAAGACUAGAGGAGCAAGGAUAUGUCAUCAAAUCCUACAACAUGCUCCACAAUCAUCCAUGUAGUAGUUCAUGGAUGGUAUGUGAUCCAUUGACAAGGAGAUUAUCGUCAGAAGAAAAAGAGAACUUGAAGCCCGUAAUACUUCACUGUGAGUCAGCAGAUGAAGUUAUCGAAAGCAUUAAGGAGAGAACUGGUAAGCAAGCAACUGCUGCCGAUGUCAAAGGUAUGAAAGCUACACUCUCCACUGGUAAGUGUAUAUAAAUAUAUUUCAGGUUGUUUUACUCGGAACCAGGUAAUGGAUAUGCUUAGACAGAAAGGCGGAGUGAAGGAACAUUUAGAAAAUGGAUAUGCCACUAGAAUAUGAUGUGUCAAUAUCCCUGCCGUCACAUGCUACUUGCCUACGUUAAAAGACGAAAUCUUACAGCUCAUCAACUUCUUAGGUAUUGUAGCAGAUGAAAGUUACAUAAUACCCAGAACUUCCAAAAUAAUGCAUUAACUGCAUUACCACGACGGAGUGAAGUGUAUAUAAGUAUUCAACGAAGCCAAAUAAUCCAUAAGCAUCGCAUCAUUGAGAAAUAUGGUGAACGUUUCGCAACGGAAGUUGAGAACAAAGUGGACAAUUAUUACUUAAGAAUUCUUAAUACCAACUUGUAAACUUGAUUUUCUGCUUUAGCAGCAAUGAUUAUUC
Schistosoma guineensis is the source of this 1364-nucleotide messenger RNA. The record is from the annotation of a GenBank genome assembly. Lineage: Eukaryota; Metazoa; Platyhelminthes; Trematoda; Strigeidida; Schistosomatidae.